Messenger RNA from Bactrocera tryoni, 14318 nucleotides. It is a transcript of the gene Obsc, whose product is annotated as obscurin. The record is from RefSeq and is a predicted model, not a curated record. Gene Ontology annotation, biological process: protein phosphorylation; homophilic cell-cell adhesion. Bases 229 to 14253 code for a protein of 4674 amino acids. Lineage: Eukaryota; Metazoa; Arthropoda; Insecta; Diptera; Tephritidae. Gene Ontology annotation, cellular component: plasma membrane. Gene Ontology annotation, molecular function: protein binding; protein kinase activity; ATP binding. The transcript has 42 exons.
UGUCGAGAAAAAGUUUCUAUAAUUAUUUUCGGGUGUGCUUCUCCAAAUAUUUCGUGACUUUAUCGGCCUCAAAUAUCCAAGGCGAUUGGGGACGACAAAAAUCUGUGCGAACACUUAAAGUUACCAAUUCAGAGAAUAAAUGACUACCAGUUUUUAUUAAAGGAAUUAAUAAAGUACUCACAUAAUGUGCCUGAAAAUACUAAAGACUUACAAAAAGCCUUGGAACUAAUGCUUAGCGUUCCUAAUAGAGCAUUUCAUAAUAAACUUUUAUCUAGCAUAGAAGGAUAUAGAGGUAAUAUAUAUAAAAUCGGACGUUUACUUAACCACGAUUGGUGGACUAUAAAAGAUUCCGCUCAAAAAUCUCACGAUCGAUAUUUAUUUUUAUUUAAAUCGAGGAUUUUAAUCUCUAAUCUAAGGAAAAUAAAUGAAGAACGGUCAAUUUUUGUUUUACAAAACAUUAUUAAACUACCAGACUGCAAUAUUGAGAAUAAUGUCGCCGAAAAUGUGUUAUACAUAACAGGAAAACCGGGAAAGCAAAACACAUGUUUGCCAAUUACAUUAAAACCUCACAAAAUAGAUAUACGGGAACGAUGGUUUCAAGAAAUUGUUUCAUACAUAGAUGAUGAAUCGGCAUUACAGGAACAUUUUGCUGAUGAUUUGCGUAUUGAUUCCUCACAAGUACUGCAUGAAAAUGAGUUACUUCUUCACUUACCGCAGAAGGCUGAGGCACAUAAUCCCUAUUCUGGAAUAAAAGCCUCAGAUGUGGCCCAUGAUUACUAUUUAACUGACGAAGAAAGGAAAAAAUACUUAGAAGAACAGACAAUUUUGCUUUCGAACAGAAAUAAACAACAACAUGAAGCAGUUGAGAGUAAAAUAUUUGAAGAGAAUAAACACUCACUUAUUAAAACUGAGGAAUCACGUGUGAAAGAAAAAGAAAAAUGCUUAGAAGAUAAUACACAAUUGCAUCCAGAUAGAAAUAUACAGCAUUUUGAGAGUACAAUAACUGAAGAGAAUGAAAACUCUCUUACUAAAAGUGAUGAAUUAUUUAAGGAAGAAAGGAUAGACUUUUCCGAUAUGGUAACAGAAAAUGCUUUGUUAUCGAAAAAGAAAGAUGAUUCCAUAAAUAAUGCAAAUGAUACAAUGCUGAUUGAAAAAGAUGUAAUUUUGAACCAACAGUGUAGGGAUGCAUCAACUGAUGAUAUAGAAUUAAUUAAUAAAUGUAAGGAUUUUUCCAAUAUUAGAAUGUUAUCCGAUGGAUCUGUUGGUAAGAAUAGCGAAAUAUCAAAUAAUUCACAAAUUAAGUCCUCACUAAAUUUAUUAUCACCGCCAUUGUCAAAAAUUAAUGAGACACCUAAAGAAGUAGCGAGCAGUAAAAAAAUUACUUUAAGUGAUAUUCCUUUUUAUACUGAAUCAUCCAAAUUUAUUAUUAACACUACAGCAGCUUCAGACGAAAAUAAUAGUAAAUCUACAAAUAUGAAUGUUACUAACAUAAAGGAUAGUGCUUCUUUGCAGCAAUGGUCUAAUACUUUAACGAACCUAAUCAGUUUGCCAUAUCAAGGCGGAGGAACUUCAAACCCUCCUCCGCCUUUACCGCCUAACUUUCAUCGCAUGCCUGGCUUCUUUGAACCUUUACCACGCAUAUCAUACGAAACUUCAAUUGAAAUUUUAAUAGUAAAAGCUCGUCCACCUUCGCCACCUCCUUUGCCGCAAUCUAUAAAAAAGCUUAUAGUGCAUAAUGAAAGCUUAGAGCAAAAAUCUGAAAACUUCUUAAAAGGAAUUUAUGACUCCCAAAAUUUUGAUACUUCAGUUCAUACGGCUAAACAAAAAUUACGUUUUAUUAAAAGCGCUGUAAUUAAAUCAACUGAUUCCACUAAAUACGCUGAAGAUACAGUUAAAAAAGCUAAAGCUCGUGAUUUUCUACACAUAUUUACUCCUCCAUUGAAAACUAAAAGACCCAUCUACGAGAUCGUGGAAGUUCCAUAUACUAACGACCAAUCCCAAGAACACAUUGAAAAUAUUCAUGAGGAACACAAGGAAGUAGGCACAGAAAUUGAAGUAACAGACUCAAACAUUUCCAAAAUGGAAGACUAUACAACUGGAUAUUCUGCUAAAUAUUCGCGGAGGCGCGCUGAAUUGAGUUCGACCACUCGAGAUUAUGAGAGAGGUUCUUCAUAUGACAAUUACGGAGACAAUUUGAGAAGUACAGCAAGCUCAAGAGUAGAGAGGAGGAAACAAGACGAUCAUAGAUCUAUAUUUUCCUCAAGCCGAGCAGAAAGCAGAAAUGAAGAAUACUAUGGGUCGAGAAUCGCAACGCGAUCAUCCUCACGCAUGAUGGAAGAAAACAAUUUAAAAUCGUUAGAAAAACCCGAAAUUCUUCGACCAGCAAAAAGCGCACAGGUUAAACCUGGAGAGUCUGCUCAUUUCGAGGUUCAAUUUGUUGAAAAACCAGGAUUAGUGGUUUGGUUAAAAGAUAACAAGCCCUUGGAAGAUAAACUUGCUGACCGAGUUGUGCAAACAGAAGCAGCGAUGAAUUCAUACCGACUGGAUAUUAAGAAUUGCAGUGAGUCUGAUGCUGGUACUUACACUGCAAAAGCAAUAUCUGGAAUUGAAAACGUGACAUGUUCCGCCCAACUUGCAGUAGGACAAGCUGCUGGACAUGACGAAACAAAAACAAACGUUGCACCAGUUUUUCUUGUGCAGUUGAAGGAUGUUGAAAUGUUGGAACAAACACUUUUCAGAUUUAUGAUUAAAGUAAUGGGUGAUCCAAAACCUAAAGUGAAAUUUUUUAAAGAUGGAGCCGAAAUUUCAGAAGAAGAUAACCAUAUCCAAAUAAAUAGAGAAAAGGAUUAUUUGGGAUAUUAUGAACUAAUUAUAAACGAAGUACAAAAAUUUGAUUCUGGAAUUUACACUUGUAAAGCUGUAAAUAAAUACGGAGAAGCUCAAUGUGAAGCAAAAGCAACAACUGUAGAGGAUAAAAACCCCUUUGGGUCCUUAAGUGGGCAAAUCCUUCCAGCCGGAGAAAAGUCUACAUUCACUUGGAAACGUAAUGGCGUUGAAUUUGACCCAGAAGAACGAUUUAAGGUUUUGUUCGGCGAAGACGAAGACUCUCUAGCUCUAGUAUUUCAACAUGUUAAGCCAGAGGAUGCAGGAAUUUAUACAUGCGUAGCUCAAACUACGACAGGCAACAUAUCAUGUAGUGCGGAACUAACUGUUCAAGGUGCUAUACAAACACUACACAAAGAACCAGAAAAGCCAGUCUUGGUUAUCGAACAUCGUGAAGCUAAUACAACAAUAGGAGGUACAGCAAUUCUAGAAUUACAGUGCAAAGGCUUUCCUAAACCAGGAGUUGAGUGGAAGCAUGACGGUGAAAUUAUUGAAGUAGGCGAAAAACACAAAAUUUUAUAUGCCGAUGAGGAAAGCAUGUCCUUAGUCAUUAAAAAUAUUACUACAGAAGACGCAGGGGAAUAUACCAUCCAUGCAAAGAACGAACUAGGGGAAGAUGAGUCAUCUAUAAGCCUGGUUGUAAAAGCGGGACCUAAAAUAAAAAAAGUAAAUGACGUAACCUGUUUCGCUGAAGAAACAAUUAGAAUAGAAGUGGAAGUUGAAGGCUUUCCCAAACCACUUAUUAAUAUAACAAAUAAUGGCAAGGAUAUUUCCCACGAAAAGAACGUGAAAAUUUCAAGUAAUUCUAUAGGAAAAAGCACAGAAACAUAUAUAUUAGAAAUUUCGAAUAUUAAGUUAAGUCAAAGCGGAAACUAUUCCAUAAGAGCUACGAAUGAUUUGAACCAAUCUUCUGAAUUCUGGAACUGUAUAGUUAACUCCAAACCUAUAAUUGUAAAACCUUUAGAGGAGGAAUAUGUAUAUGGUGAAAAGGAGACAGUCAUUAUGAGUGUUAAAAUUGACGCGUUCCCAGCAGCCAAAGUGCGAUGGUAUCAAGAUGGGAAUGAAAUUGAUGUUUCCAAUAACAAAAAAUACACUACUGUCGCCGACGGAAAUGAAUAUACGCUGAAAAUAAAGGACGUGUCUCGCGUUGAUUGUGCUAUAUAUACAGUAAAAGCUGAGAAUGAGUAUGGUUCAGCAUCAAGCGAGACGAAAUUGUUAAUAAAAUGUGCCCCUGAACUUACAAAGAAAUUGUCAAAUAUUACUAUAACGGAAGGUGAUUGUAACGUAGAACUAGAAGUUCAACUCAACGCCUACCCUGAGCCCAAAAUCAAAUGGUAUAUAGAUGGUAUCGAGAUCGAUGAGAAAAGAAAAGAUUUUCGUCGCAUUGAGGAGAAUAACUCAUAUAAAUUAGUGCUUAAAGAAGUCAAUACAUCAAUGCAUGGCACAUAUUGCUGUAAAAUCAUGAACGAUUAUGGAAAUGUUGAAAACGAAUGUAUUGUGACAGUAAACUGCAAACCGAAAAUUAGAAAACAAUUAAAAGAUACAGAAGUACAAGCAAAUGGAACUCUAACGCUGGAAACUGAUAUAUAUGCAAUGCCUGAGCCAACUGUACAAUGGUUUAAAGAUGGACAGGAAAUAAGUGCCGAUGCUAGAGUAAAAAUUUCUCGGGACUCAUACCGCACAGAGGAUUAUACCUUAUCACUCACAGUUUGUAAACCAACUGAUGCCGGUACCUACGAAGUGAGGGCUCUAAACGCUAUUGGCGAAAGUCAAUCGCAAUGCAAGGUGAUUGUUUUAAAUGAACUAAAGAGAAAAGAGGAAGUCGAUGGACACAAUAUACAAAACAUUGAAAACGGUGCGAUUCCUGAGAUCCAACACGCAGACAUUUUGGAAAAACAUAGUUUCGAGUCAGUGCCAUUAAAAUAUGAGAUUAUUGCUAAAGGCAUUCCCAAACCGGAAGCCAUAUGGUAUCAUGAUGGCAAGCCAAUACAAGCAGAUCAGCGUGUUGCUACCAUCGUUGAUGGGGAUAAAUACAGGUUAGAAAUAAAGGAACUGCAACUAUCCGACGCUGGUGAAUAUAAAGUGGUAAUUAAAAAUAAAUGUGGCGAAAAGUCUCUGCAAGGUGUUUUAUCCCUAUCUGGUGUUGCAGAAUAUCGCAAACCUAUUUUAAAAAGUGGGUUACGUGACAUUACGACUAAAAAAGGAAACUCUUUGGCGAUUCCUAUCGUAUUCACCGCUGACCCUCAACCGAAAAUAACAUGGCUGAAAGAUGGAAUGCCAUUAAAAGAACAAGGCAAUAUCAUAAUAACAGAAUCAGUACAAGAUCUUGAAAACGGACUUAAGGAGUACUCAUAUACCAUAAAUUUUGAUGAACAGGAUAAAAAUCCCUUUGGGUCUUUAAGUGGGCAAAUCCUUCCAGCCGGAGAAAAGUCUACAUUCACUUGGAAACGUAAUGGCGUUGAAUUUGACCCAGAAGAACGAUUUAAGGUUUUGUUCGGCGAAGACGAAGACUCUCUAGCUCUAGUAUUUCAACAUGUUAAGCCAGAGGAUGCAGGAAUUUAUACAUGUGUAGCUCAAACUACGACAGGCAACAUAUCAUGUAGUGCGGAACUAACUGUUCAAGGUGCUAUACAAACACUACACAAAGAACCAGAAAAGCCAGUCUUGGUUAUCGAACAUCGUGAAGCUAAUACAACAAUAGGAGGUACAGCAAUUCUAGAAUUACAGUGCAAAGGCUUUCCUAAACCAGGAGUUGAGUGGAAGCAUGACGGUGAAAUUAUUGAAGUAGGCGAAAAACACAAAAUUUUAUAUGCCGAUGAGGAAAGCAUGUCCUUAGUCAUUAAAAAUAUUACCACAGAAGACGCAGGGGAAUAUACCAUCCAUGCAAAGAACGAACUAGGGGAAGAUGAGUCAUCUAUAAGCCUGGUUGUAAAAGCGGGACCUAAAAUAAAAAAAGUAAAUGACGUAACCUGUUUCGCUGAAGAAACAAUUAGAAUAGAAGUGGAAGUUGAAGGCUUUCCCAAACCACUUAUUAAUAUAACAAAUAAUGGCAAGGAUAUUUCCCACGAAAAGAACGUGAAAAUUUCAAGUAAUUCUAUAGGAAAAAGCACAGAAACAUAUAUAUUAGAAAUUUCGAAUAUAAAGUUAAGUCAAAGCGGAAACUAUUCCAUAAGAGCUACGAAUGAUUUGAACCAAUCUUCUGAAUUCUGGAACUGUAUAGUUAACUCCAAACCUAUAAUUGUAAAACCUUUAGAGGAAGAAUAUGUAUAUGGUGAAAAGGAGACAGUCAUUAUGAGUGUUAAAAUUGACGCGUUCCCAGCAGCCAAAGUGCGAUGGUAUCAAGAUGGGAAUGAAAUUGAUGUUUCCAAUAACAAAAAAUACACUACUGUCGCCGACGGAAAUGAGUAUACGCUGAAAAUAAAGGACGUGUCUCGCGUUGAUUGUGCAAUAUAUACAGUAAAAGCUGAGAAUGAGUAUGGUUCAGCAUCAAGCGAGACGAAAUUGUUAAUAAAAUGUGCCCCUGAACUUACAAAGAAAUUGUCAAAUAUUACUAUAACUGAAGGUGAUUGUAACGUAGAACUAGAAAUUCAACUUAACGCCUACCCUGAGCCCAAAAUCAAAUGGUAUAUAGAUGGUAUCGAGAUCGAUGAGAAAAGAAAAGAUUUUCGUCGCAUUGAGGAGAAUAACUCAUAUAAAUUAGUACUGAAAGAAGUCAAUACAUCAAUGCAUGGCACAUAUUGCUGUAAAAUCAUGAACGAUUAUGGAAAUGUUGAAAACGAAUGUAUUGUGACAGUAAACUGCAAACCGAAAAUUAGAAAACAAUUAAAAGAUACAGAAGUACAAGCAAAUGGAACUCUAACGCUGGAAACUGAUAUAUAUGCAAUGCCUGAGCCAACUGUACAAUGGUUUAAAGAUGGACAGGAAAUAAGUGCUGAUGCCAGAGUAAAAAUUUCUCGAGACUCAUACCGCACAGAGGAUUAUUCCUUAUCACUCACAAUUUGUAAACCAACUGAUGCCGGUACCUACGAAGUGAGGGCUCUAAACGCUAUUGGCGAAAGUCAAUCGCAAUGCAAGGUGAUUGUUUUAAAUGAACUAAAGAGAAAAGAGGAAGUCGAUGGACACAAUAUACAAAACAUUGAAAAUGGUGCGAUUCCUGAGAUUCAACACGCAGACAUUUUGGAAAAACAUAGUUUCGAGUCAGUGCCAUUAAAAUAUGAGAUUAUUGCCAAAGGCAUUCCCAAACCGGAAGCCAUAUGGUAUCAUGAUGGCAAGCCAAUACAAGCAGAUCAGCGUGUUGCUACCAUCGUUGAUGGGGAUAAAUACAGGUUAGAAAUAAAGGAACUGCAACUAUCCGACGCUGGUGAAUAUAAAGUGGUAAUUAAAAAUAAAUGUGGCGAAAAGUCUCUGCAAGGUGUUUUAUCCCUAUCUGGUGUUGCAGAAUAUCGCAAACCUAUUUUAAAAAGUGGGUUACGUGACAUUACGACUAAAAAAGGAAACUCUUUGGCGAUUCCUAUCGUAUUCACCGCUGAUCCUCAACCGAAAAUAACAUGGCUGAAAGAUGGAAUGCCAUUAAAAGAACAAGGCAAUAUCAUAAUAACAGAAUCAGUACAAGACCUUGAAAACGGACUUAAGGAGUACUCAUAUACCAUAAAUUUUGAUGAACUUCAACACAAAGAUUCUGGCCGAUAUGAACUACAGAUAGAAAAUAAAUAUGGCAAAAUCAGUACAACUGGAUGGAUUGAUGUAUUAUCAAAACCUGAAAUUAUAGGUUUAAAAGAUCAGUGUUGUCUUCCAAAUGACACCAUUGCUUUUGAUGCUGUCAUACUAGCGAAUCCAAAGCCUAAAGUUACAUGGACUCGAGGAAACGAAAAUUUGUGCAACAAUGAAAAUUGCGAAGUGAUAGCCGACGUUGAUGAUGAUAAAUACAGAUUGGUAUUUCAGUGUGUUAAAUAUGAAGAGGAUGGACUAUAUUCAUUAACCGCAGUUAAUGACCAAGGCUCGUCUACUGCAAGCUUCCAUUUAAACGUUAAAGUCGAAAAGCCGACAUUUAUCGCACCACCAGAAGACCAAUUAAUACUGGACAAUCAUCCGGUGAAUGUUAAUGUAUUAGCACAUGGCAUACCAAAACCAACAAUUGAGUGGAAGAAAGGUGAUGAAAGUAUUGUUGAUGGAGCCCAAAUUACUAAAAAUGAAGAAUCAGUAUAUAUUAUACAACAAUCAUCUCCAGAUUCUGAUCAAUUGAGCAGCCAAUUGGAAAUUUCUCAUUUCAGACCCUCGAAUGCCGGGACGUACACUGUCGUUGCUAAAAAUGAAAUUGGUGUGACUGAAGUUCCGUUUAAACUUUCACUGCUAGAAUUAGCUCCAAAGUUUGAAAGCAAGUUCGACAAUGCUAAAGAAGUAUGUCAAGGUGAAGAUUUGGUUCUACAAUGCAAAGUUAUUGGCAGUCCGAUUCCACUAAUUAGUUGGAUUAAAGAUGGUGAACAACUGAAGCCAAGUGAACACAUAAGACUCACAUCCUCCCCCAGCGGUAUUUUAACAUUGGAAAUAGCGAAUAUUCAACCAUCGGACUCUGGAGCAUAUAAGGUUGUCAUUUCAAAUCCCCUUGGCGAAGUAUCCUCCUUAUGCGCUGUUGCCGUAACUCCAAAAGCACAGCAGCCUUCAUUCGUUGAACCUUUAGAAGAUGUUAAAGUCUCUGUUGGAGAACAGUUAAAAUUGCAAGCGCGAGUAAUCGGAUUCCCUGCACCAGAAAUUAAAUGGAUUAAGAAUGGAAUUGCUUUGCACCCGAGUACGAGCAUAAAUUUCAUAAACAAUCCAAAUGGACUUGUUGGUUUAAGCAUUGAUAACGUUCAACCUGAAGAUGCAGGUGUAUAUAAAUGCUUAAUCGUUAACAAAGAGGGUGAGAUGGAAGGAAGUUCUACGGUAACCGUAUGUGCAAUGGAGAAAGAACCAGAGUUUAUAAGAGAAUUACAUGAUACCAAUUGUAUUGAAGGUUUCCCUGUAAAAAUGCAAGUUAAAGUUAUAGGCAAUCCACUGCCUGACAUCAAAUGGUUUCAUAAUGGCCAAGAAAUUUUACCUAAAGACGGACGAUAUACAUUCGCAGAAACUAAGGACAAUAAUUAUUGUUUGCAAAUAAAGGAGGCUGAUUUGAAAGACUCGGGUUUGUAUGAAGUAGUUGCGUCAAAUGCAAUAGGCACGGCUCUGUCUAAAGCGAGAUUACAAGUCGCAUUGAAAACAGAUGAAUCAAUGCCGGAAGCGCCGCCACGAUUUCUGUCAUCUAUUAGAGAUGUCAAUGCAAAUGAAGGUGAUGAAAUUAAACUUUCCGCAGCUUUUACGGGUAAUCCUGUCCCAGAAAUUAUAUGGACAAAAGAUGGUAAUACUCUCUUGAAUGAUGACAGCACUUUAAUUAGUUGUGAUGGCAAACACGUUAGUUUAAUAAUAAAUGACGCUGAAUCUAGCCAUUCUGGUACAUAUAAUUGCCUCUUAGCAAAUCCUCUUGGUGAAGAUGCCUCUGCUUGUGAACUAAACGUGAGAAAGGUGUACAAAAAGCCAUUAUUCACACAAAAGAUAUGCGAUCAGCAACAUUUAAUCAAUACCGAUGCAAAAAUUGGUGUCACUGUUUCGGGCGUACCAUAUCCAGAAUUGUCAUGGUACUUCCAAGACAAACCUAUUAUCGAAGGAGAUAAAUAUGAAUUGAUUAACGAUGGCGACCACCACACAUUAGUUAUCAAAGACUGUACCAUAAAUGAUCAUGGUGUUUAUAAAUGUAUCGCAAAAAAUAGAGAAGGCACAGAUGUUACUCAAGGCCGGCUGGAUAUGGUUAAUGAACUCAAAAAACAUAUUCGUUCAGAACCACCAACAUUCCUGAAGAGACUUGGUGAUUGCGAAAUUUAUCCUGGAAUGACAGCUAAGUUUACAGCAUGUGCUGCUGGCAGCCCCGAACCUGAAGUAGAGUGGUUCAAAAAUGAUCAAAAACUUUUCCCAUGCGAAAAAAUAUCUAUGGAUCACGAGCCGAAUGGAUUACUACGACUUACCAUCAAGGAUGCAGAUGACACUGAUGUUGGUCGUUAUACCUGUCAUAUAUUUAAUCCAUAUGGAGACGAAACAUGUCAUGGACAUCUCAUUUAUGAUAAUAUUGACAACAACCGCAGAAAACCUCUUUCAGAUCAAUAUAAUGAUAUAAAUAAAUACAAAAGGACAGGCGUGCCUACACCGAUCACGGAAAAACCAUCAAUAUCCCGAAUGACUGACCACAAUCUGAAGUUGGCUUGGAAACCGUCGGUAGUAACAAGUGGCCAUUAUCCUGUGACAUAUCUGGUGGAAAUGAUGGAUUUACCAAACGGAGACUGGCGCACAGUUCACACAGGAAUUAGGAAUUGCUCUUGCGUUAUUGACGGACUAGAACCAUUCCGCGACUACCGGCUACGAGUGCGAGUUGAGAAUAAAUAUGGUGUAAGCGACCCCAGCCCAUACUUGCAAACAUAUAGGCAAAAAAUAGUACCAGAGGAAAAGAAAAAGUACACGUAUUUGGCUCCCGGUGUCGAUUUUAGACCAGAAACAUCGCCUUAUUUCCCCAAAGAUUUUGAUAUUGAACGACCACCUCAUGAUGGACUUGCACAAGCCCCACAAUUCUUACGACGGGAAAACGAUUGCAGUUAUGGAGUCAAAAAUCAUAACACCGAGUUAAUGUGGUUUGUAUAUGGUUAUCCAAAACCCAAGAUGACAUACUAUUUUGAUGACGCACUGAUAGAAUCUGGAGGGAGGUUUGACUACAGCUAUACACGAAACGGCCAGGCAACUCUCUUCAUAAAUAAGAUGCUUGAGCGAGAUGUUGGAUGGUAUGAAGCCGUUGCUACUAACGAAUAUGGAGAAGCUAGGCAGAGAGUAAAAUUAUUGAUAGCUGAUUAUCCGCGCUUCCUUAAGCGUCCUGAUGAAACUUAUAUAAUGAUGCGAAAAAAUGGUCGCUUAGAAGCUCAUAUUGUUGGUGAGCCAUUACCAGAAAUCAGAUGGUAUAAAGACUGGCAACCCUUGGCCGACAAUGCCCGAAUAAAGACUAGUUAUUAUGAACCAAAUAUUUAUGUACUUUCAAUUAAUGAUGCAAUAAUUAAAGAUGAGGGUCUAUAUUCGGUUUGUGCCCGCAAUGUGGCAGGAUCAAUAAGCACAUCUGUGAUGGUUCAUAUAGAGGAUAAUGAAGACAAAUAUAUCUAUAAAACAUAUGGACGAUUGCCAUACAUUCGAGCGAAACAAAACCGUUAUAAUGAUAAAUACGAUAUCGGCGAUGAAUUAGGACGUGGUACACAAGGAAUCACUUACCAUGCGGUUGAACGUGCAACAGGUGAUAACUACGCCGCGAAAAUUAUGUAUGGUCGACACGAAUUACGACCGUUCAUGUUAAAUGAGUUAGAAAUAAUGAAUGGCCUCAAUCAUAAAAAUCUGAUUCAACUACAUGAUGCUUAUGACCUUGAUAAAAAUGUUACCUUAAUUAUCGAGUUAGCAGCUGGUGGAGAACUGGUUAAGGACAAUUUACUUAAGCGAAACUACUACACUGAAAGAGAUAUUGCAUACUACAUAAGACAAGCAUUAUGGGGCUUGGAUCAUAUGCACGAUCAUGGUUUUGGGCAUAUGGGGCUAACGAUAAAGGAUUUACUGAUAUCUGUUGUAGGAAGCAAGAAUUUGAAGUUAUCAGAUUUUGGUCUCUCCCGAAAAAUUAAUAGACACGCUCUAACUACUUUAGACUUUGGAAUGCCGGAAUACGUUUCACCUGAAGUUGUUAAUAAAGAGGGUGUUGGAUUUGCUCAUGAUAUGUGGGCUGUAGGGAUUAUAACGUACGUUCUGCUAAGUGGUCGGAACCCUUUCCGGGGUAUUGAUGACUAUGAAACACUGUCAAAUAUUCGUGAGGGGCGUUGGGAAUUCAGCGAUUCAAUUUGGUCUCAUAUAUCCGCUGAUGGAAGAGAUUUUAUUUCCCGCCUCUUGUCGUAUAGAGCAGAUGAUCGGAUGGAUGUCAAAACAGCGUUAAAACACCCUUGGUUUUUUAUGUUGGACUCAUUGCCGACUGGAACAGAAUAUCAGAUCACCACAGACAACCUACGAAGCUAUCAAGAUCAAUUUGAUGAUUGGAGUGAAAAUGCAGCCUGCAAACAAUAUUUCCGACGUAGACGACUCAGUGGUUGUUACACUCAUCCGUCUAGAAUGGUUUAUCCACCUGGUCAUUCAUAUACCCCUGAACCGACUCCAGAACCAUUGCCAGAAACAAAAAAAUAUUCCACAAAACGCGAAAACACUAUGUCAAAAUAUUUACAUCCAGAUUAUGAGUUGGGCUUAAUUCAGUCCGAAAGUCACUACCAAUAUGGACCAGAUACUUAUCUUCUACAACUUAGAGAUGUUAGUUUUCCUGUAAGGUUACGCGAAUAUAUGAAAGUUGCUCACAGAAGAUCACCUUCAUUCGCACUCAACGAUAGCGUUGAUUGGUCUUUGCCAGUUAUUCGGGAACGUCGACGAUUUACUGAUAUAAUGGAUGAAGAAAUUGAUGAUGAACGAGUUCGAAGCAGAAUAAAUUUGUAUAGCUCGAAUGACUCGUUCACUAUUCGUAGGCUUCGAACAGAAUUGGGUCCCAGACUUGAUGAAUAUACGGAAGCUGAGGCACUAAUUGAAAGUCAAAGAGAAGGAUGUCUUCCCUUCUUCAGAGAAAAGCCCCAAACACUUGCAAUUGUCGAAUAUCAACCAGCACACAUACAUUGUUUUGCAGUUGGAGACCCAAAACCGUGUAUACAAUGGUUUAAAAAUGACAUGGUGCUAACUGAGUCAAACAGAAUUAAAAUAUUAACUGAUGAAGAUGGUAGAUCUAUUUUACGUUUUGAUCCGGCUCUCCAUACUGAUAUAGGCAUAUAUAAAGCCGUCGCCAGAAAUUCGCUUGGUCAAACAGUGUCAAGAUGUCGGUUAGUUGUUGCUACAUUGCCGGAUGCUCCGGAUUCUCCUGAAGUAUCUGCUGUUAGUGGCAAGGAAAUUCUUCUUAGGUGGAAACAGCCACGAAAUGAUGGCCACUCAACAGUUUUAUGUUAUAGCUUACAAAAGAAAGAAUUUAGCUCGGAUAUAUGGACAACGAUUGCUGAUAAUAUUGACCAUGAAUUUUAUUUUGUGCAUGAUCUGCAGCCUAACAAUAAAUACCAAUUUAGAUUGGCAUCUAGAAAUCGCAUUGGUUGGAGUGAAAUGAGUAUACCGUUGACAGCUGAAACAGCAGCUAUAGAUUCACCAAAAAUACAGUUAUCAAAGGCAAUGGAACAUUUACAAAAACUAACAGAAAGCGGACAAGAAAUCGUGGCAGAAGAAGAGCGAGUUCAUACUGACUAUCAUUGUGAAUGUGAACCUCCAAAUUGGAUAACUGAUAGCAGUGUUAAUGAAAAAUAUAGUUUUAUAUCGGAAAUACAUAGAGGGGAAUUCAGUACCAUUGUAAAGGGAAUUCAAAAAUCUACCAACGCAAUAAUCGUAGCUAAAAUUUUUGACUUAAAUGCGGAAACUGAACCUCUUAUAUUAGAAGAAUUUGAAAAUUUUAGAACGUUAAGACAUGAACGUAUUGCAGCACUAUUUGCAGCAUAUAAACCAGUUAAUGUACCUUUAGCUAUUUUUAUAAUGGAGAAACUUCAGGGUGCUGAUGUAUUGACAUACUUUAGCAGUCGCCAUCAAUACACUGAGCAAAUGGUAGCAACGGUUAUAACACAACUUUUAGACGCAGUUCAGUACUUGCAUUGGAGAAGUUAUUGUCAUUUAAAUAUUCAACCUGACAAUAUUGUAAUGGCAUCGGUACGAUCGGUUCAAAUUAAAUUGAUUGAUUUUGGCUCAUCAAAGAGAGUUAGUAAAUUAGGUGCAAAAGUUGCAGCGAGAUGCAUGCUUGACUUUCAAUCGCCUGAGAUGGUGAACGAAGAACCCAUCUUCCCGCAAAGUGAUAUUUGGUCUGUGGGUGUGCUGACAUAUCUUUUGCUUUCUGGAAAAAGCCCUUUUCGCGGAACUGAUGACUAUGAUACAAAGCAAAAUAUAUCGUUUGCUCGCUAUAGAUUUGAGAACCUAUAUAAAGAAGUUACUCCUGAAGCAACUCGAUUUAUUAUGUUCCUGUUUAAACGACAUCCUACGAAACGGCCAUAUUCUGAGGAUUGUUUGGAGCAUAGAUGGCUUAUGUCUUCUGACUAUAUGAUCAAGAAAAGGGAGCGAGCUGUGUUCCUGGGAAAUCGGCUCAAGGAAUUCGCUGACAUGUAUAAGGAUAAUAAAGAAAGUCACGCCACCUCAACCCAAGCGAUUACUCAGUCGUUAAAUGGAGGGCCAUCAACAACGCAGUUAUUACGAUCAAAUAGCAUCCAGGAAGAACUUUAUGCUACAUUUUAAAUUUUCUUCUACAUGUUGAAUUAUUGCAAAAAAUUAUGUACAGUCAAAUAAAAAAAUAUUAACAU